Molecule: messenger RNA, 1520 nt
Organism: Chiloscyllium plagiosum (whitespotted bambooshark)
Lineage: Eukaryota; Metazoa; Chordata; Chondrichthyes; Orectolobiformes; Hemiscylliidae
Product: synapse-associated protein 1-like
Biological process (GO): regulation of short-term neuronal synaptic plasticity; TORC2 signaling
Cellular component (GO): cytoplasm; synapse; Golgi apparatus
Source: RefSeq, a predicted model, not a curated record
GAUGGACUACGAGUCCCAGAGUGCUCUGCGGGCGGGGUAGUUAGCAACCGCAGGUCAUGUGACCCGAGGACGGAUCGGGCCUGUAUUCACCACGAAGCCUGAGGCCUGGCCUGGGCCCAGUCACUAUGUUCUCCAUCAGUAGCUGGUUGGGAAAGCGCAGCCAGCCCGAGCAUACGGUGUCUGCGGAGCAGAGCCUGCUGCUGACACCGGGGCUGGAGGAUUUGGAGCAGCCGCCUGGAGCUGAGCCCAUCCUGGAACAGGCCCGAGGGAUGGGAAGUUACUUGCGGAAUGUGGCUAUAUCUGCCAAGAAGAAAGUAUCAGACACGAUGCGAGAAACUGCUCAAACAAUAAAGGAAUCUGUAGAGGAACACAGAGUGGACAGUCUCCUUGAUAAGACAAUUAUUGGGAAUUUCAGAAAAGAACAAGAAAAAUUUGUAAAGGAAAAGAAAUCAAAGAUGACAGCUUCAGCACUUCCACCAUGGGCUGGCUGUAAUGAUGAGGAGACUGUAAGGCAUCAAGUUCUCUCUCUGUCGACAGAACGACGGAACUUUCUUAGGGACCCCCCUACUGGAGUACGGUUUAAUUUUGAUUUUGACAAAAUAGCCCCUGUAGCCAUUGUGAUGCUUCGGGAAGAUGAAACGUUGAGCAAAAUGCGAUUUGAACUAGUGCCAAAACUUGUAAAGGAAGAGCAGUUUUGGAGAAACUAUUUCUAUCGAGUAUCUCUCAUUAAACAAUCAGCACAACUGUCAUCACUAGCUGCAUGUCAAGCUGAAAACUCCAAAGACAAGUUGGAGCAGAAUCUGAGCAAAAGCAUCCCAGCAACAGUAGAUUCCACUCCAUCAAAGGCACCCCCAGGUCCGAUGAGAAAACAAAAUGAUUGUGUACAAAUUCAUCCUUCAGAUGAGAUUUCAACAAGUCCAGUUGCAAAUGAGUUUGUGAGCGAUGCAAAUGAUACAUCAUCCCUGAAUCAGGAAGACUUCUUGAAAGGCCUGGAACAGUUGGGCAUGAAUGGUGGUCAGAUAACAACUGUUGAAGAUGAUGACAUUCCAGAGUGGGAAAAGGAACUGCAAAGAGAACUUCAGGAGUUUGAAAUUGUUGAUGUGAAAGCAAAAGUCAGUGAAGCCUGGGAGAAAGAAAUCGAAGAGAUGCUUCAAGAAGAGGAUUAAAAGUUUUACAUGGAAACUGAUUUCAAAUCCAGGAAUUCCACUUUUCUGUAAGACGCAUUAUCUCAAAACAUUUCUAAUGGAAUACAGAAUCCUACCAAGAAAUACUUUGUUUCUUUUGUGGUGGGAUUUAAGCAUUAACCUUAUCACAACACCACAAGCUUUAUUAUUGCUGCAUUUUGUACUUUGAGCCAUAUUUUUUAUUUUAAAAACCAAUGACUUAUGUUUCAAUGAUGGAAAGUAUAUUAGAAUGUAAGCUGAGAGUGUUGUAGUUUUCAGUUGUAGCUAAAGUGUUCAAGUCACUUUUACGAACAGUAUUUAAUUUCUCAGUAUAUUAACUACAACCUUUUUAAAAUA